Messenger RNA from Xyrichtys novacula (pearly razorfish), 6400 nucleotides. The record is from the annotation of a GenBank genome assembly. Lineage: Eukaryota; Metazoa; Chordata; Actinopteri; Labriformes; Labridae.
CUGCUCCAACAUCCUGAUGACGGUUUUCCGGUUUAAUUUCUCUUUUUUCAGUGUAAACACAAGAAACCAACAUUCAUCUGCACGGAUAAUCCCAACUCGCUGUCUGCUGUUGAAACCUAAAUUACAAACUCGUUGACUUGUAACUUUGAGAGUUAACUUUAAUGCAAAAAAACGACGCUUUUCUCUCUGUUUUACGCACCAGCUUUUCACGUUAAUGACAGCAAACUCUCUGCUAACAGUCUGUUAAGCUAACCGUGCAAACAUUUGCUUCAGUCUGCUGAGUCCUGUCCCCCUCAGAGAGCAGAGGAGCCUCUCAUGGUGGUCUCACAUCGAUGGGGAACUGCCUGUUUUCUCAAGGGGCGGAUGACCUGUCGCUGCUGAACGAGUCCGAGGGGGGCAGUCUGCCUGGAGAGCCUCCUCCACCCUACCAGGUGAGCUGCCGGGGCUCGAGUUAAAUCGAACCCGGGGAUCUGGAGCGCUGCACCUGGGCCGUUUUUUCUAAGAUUUCACUUCCACUGAGUUUUUCAUGAUCCGUUUGCCUGUCAGCUCAAACCUCGGAUCAUGCUGGUCAUGUAGACUGGAGAUCGGGUUAUUUACCUCCAUUUCAAAGUUAGCACACCUGUUGCUUUAGUCAUCAUCUUAAAGGGAUAUUCCGGCGUAAAAAUGUGUUAGGGUCAAACACACCGUAACACAAAGUUAGACACCCUAUCGAGAGAUGAAUGUUGCCGACCGCUUUAUUCUCUAGUUAUACCAACAUUAGUAACGACCGCACGACAGCAAUACACAGCAGUCUGAGGAGCCAGAAACAAACCUCAACUAAAACGCCACUCUAUAGCCACAAAUAAUGUUCAGAACAGCGCCUAACUUCAUCAACAGUACAUAAAGGGUCCCAGCCAUAGUACUAGCCACCAAACAUCUUUCUACCUUUGCCGAAUUUCUUUAGCAAAGAGACUAAACACAACUCACCCACUCUCCUUCAGCAGCCGCUUGUUUGUAGUGAGACCUCGGGCCAGUCCAUUACGGACUGCUGCGGGGUGACGCAGCUCAAGGAAGAACAUUUAUGAUCAUUACUUUAUCAUUUCCUUGAAGUUAUAAUCACCAUAUUAAACAUUUUGCACUGCAGACGCCGUAGUUUUUCAGCCUUAACGUCCCGGUCUGAUUGCAUUUCCAUGAAGAAAUGAUCAUACAAACAAGCGGCUGCUGGAGGAGAGAAGGUAAAUUGAAGCAUCUUUUUAUUACUAUGGCCCCCGUCUACGGUACAGCUUACCUGAAGACCUGAGGACUGCACCUAAUAUUAACGACUUUGAAACCAAACUCAAAACAUACCUUUUAAGUUUUGCAUUUAACUAAAUUUUAUAUCAUUAAUUUUGUUUAAGUAUUUUAGCAUUUAUCUCUUCUAGUUUUAAUGACAGGAUCGAAAAUCGAAUUUUAUUCUGAAACUGCUGUGCUUCUACUUUGUGUGAACAAGCAACGUGAUUUUAAAGUUAGGAUAUCUGAGGUUUACUGGUGUUUAGUGAAGUGAACUAUGUCCCACUUUUCUGUGCUGUUGCCUUCAGAUAAAUCCAUAACAAAGGAGUGUUUCUCAUCCACACGUUCUGAAACACAGUCAGGAGUCUGCAUAUGGUGUUUCAUUUUGGAAUUUCCACGUGUUAUUUCUAGGAGCAAACUCAGCCGGCACCAGUGUACCAUCCCAACCCAGGUGAGAGUCGUCUGGUUUACCAGCUGACGGAGGAGGAGCAGGUUCGCAUUGCUCAGCGUAUUGGUCUCAUUCAGCACCUGCCCAGAGGCAUUUUUGACCCAGGCUCCGACCCCUCUGACAAGAAAGUCAAAGAGUAAGUUUGAGAUUGGAAAACUGCAUCACACACACACCGAACAUUUUCCUUCUUUUCUCCCUCAUAAAGCAGAAUUUCGCUUUUAAUGGAAUGAAAGUGGAGAUCUAAGUAUGGCGGUGUUGGGGAAGGUAUAUGUAGCGACUGCUUUCCUCCAACAAAAAAAGGCCGCUGGGGUUUAGGUUCACUUGCAUUUGUGACUUGCUUGAAUGAUCAGUCCGAUUUGAGUGUUAGAAAAAAUGAUUUAUCGUUCAAAAAAGGGAAAGACAACACGCUGAUCUGGGUCCAAUACUUUUGCCUUCAACUAAAAAGAUGAAAUGAGGUUAAAACAGGAUGGAUGAAUGAAGCGGUGAAAACAAUAAGAAACGAUCAAAACGGUCAACAGAAAAUUAUCAGUGCUUACCAAACCUAUAGUCUGACUACACCUGAGUCUUUAAAUAACCCGCCAAACAUCCCAAAACCACACCCCUCAGUGACAUACCUACAGAAAUAAAACUUUCAAUAAUUAUAUUUUGGCUCCUACAGUAUAGAUGGAAGCGAUGGAAAAGAUCCACCAAGGCUCGAUUAAUCCUAGAUUACAGUCAUCCAUUACAGACCUUAAAAAAAAGAUGGACAAAUUGUUUACUCAUUUUUCAGAUAUUUGUGACAGAUGGUAGUAGUUAAAGUUGUAAAGGGCUCUCUUGGUCGUGUCUUAAGAUAGUCCCCCUUUGGAAGGAUAUUUUUGGCUUGAACUGCAGCAUCUACGUCGAAAAUAUCGAACCUGAUGACCUUGUUUACAUGCUCUGACGGCUCUCUUAAAAUACCACAUGCUGUUAGAAGACUCAUGAACGGUAUGUUAGUGGCUAAGAGAAUAACUCUUAAAUAUUGCAAGGUUACUAGCCUUGUUUUCUAGAUGAUUUGGGAAGCUAGUGUUGGGAAUACAUCCAUACAGGCGCUGUGGUCACACAGACACUGCCUGAUGGAAAUUUUACGAGGCAUCUCCCGUUUUGUUCUGUGCUGUUUUGUUUUACAGUGUGGGGUUUUUGUGUCUGUUAGAUUCGUGGUUGUAUGGUACUCAUAUUGUCUCAAAUAUCUUACAAUUUGGCAAAUAAAUUCAGAAUUUGAAGACCUGCACUGCCUUAAAUCACUGUUGUCUGUGUUAUUUUGUUUAUUUGACUGUGAUAUUGAAUGACUGGAGCAUAUAAGUGAAUUGCAAAGUAACUAAGCAAAACUCGAGUUAAAUGUUUUCACAUAAGCUCAAUUGGGUGUUUCAAAAAUCACUGUAUGGCCUAAUUUGUGGUAGUAUUUAGGUUAAUCAGGAUAAGGUUUUUUUUUCUUUGAACAAUACUUACUGCUCAGUCUGUUGCAUCAUAACCUAUUCACCAUAUUUGGAAAUCUGUAAAGCACUCAAUUUGUCUGGCCUAAUUUUACAAAAAUAACAGACUGUUUCUCUCUCCUCCAGGUGUGUGAUCUGCAUGAUGGAUUUUGAGUACGGCGAUCCUAUCCGGUUUCUACCCUGCCUUCACAUCUACCACGUGGAUUGCAUCGAUCCUUGGCUGAUGCGUUCUUUCACCUGUCCCUCCUGUAUGGAGCCAGUAGAUGCGGCUUUGCUGUCCUCCUAUGAAACCAACUGAGCCACCGUGUGAUGGCGGCUUCUGCCUGAUGAAAGCAAAACUGCAUCUGUCUUAGCUGAAACUGUCCUCGCUGUUCAAACAGGUAGCCAAGGUCUGAAGCACUGGGAGGGUUUGUUAAGAGGCAGUUCCGUGUUAAAAACAGUGCCCUAAAGUGUGUUGGUUUGCUCUUUUAUGCACCUAUCUGGGCUUUAGAAACUCUUUGCCUUUCACUGUAGGACAAUGUGCCAAAUCAAGAUACAUGAGAACAUUGAAAGCUGUACACGUAGCAAAAUUUUUAUUGCAAAGUGAUUUCACUUUUUUAUGACUGGAAGUCUGUUGUAAUGUCUGAUUUCUUACGGUGAUAAGAUGCAUGUCAUCAGUGUAAUUUAUCCCCCGCCCCCUCCUGGUGUAAUGUGCAAUAUGUUUUAUUCCUGGAGAUAUGAACAGAGAUUGAAGAUAUUGGGCUCUAUUUUUGUGCCCGCCGACGGCACGGCGGAGGGUGACGGACCCCGCGCAGUGGUAUUUUCGUUUGGCAGAGCCCGGCGCACAGCCAGUUUGGUAUUUACGUGGAGGUUCGCCAAGCUGGGCGUGGUGGCACGGUAGGGGGAGGUGUCGACAGAAUCAGCUGGCACAGUGACAUUUUCGUGCGUAGAAGCGUAGAAAGUGCGCUGAAAGCUCGGCGAUUCAGACCUGGUCAGCUUUCAGUGCAGGCGGAGCGCAGCUGGUAUUUUGGUAGACCAGCAGCGUAUCGGCAUAUGUCACUGAUGCCUCACCGGCAGGUUUCCACAGUGUCAGGCACAUUUCAGUGCAUUAAGUAAUCAACAACCAAUAUUCUGAGUCAGCACACACAUUUAGAUCUAUGGAUAUAUUCUGAUCUAUAUCUGAUCUGAUGAGCGUGUUUGGCACGCUUUUAGACACACAACCUGACCGAAUCAUCACAGCUGAAACCGCAUUAAAUUAAAUUAAUUAUCUAGUAGACACACAUAAUAAAGUUAACAAGAUAUGAAAUUCGUCUACCCCCUAUUUCUGUCUUCCUCUUCCUCUUAUUUCUGGCGCAGCUCAACCUAGACAUAUCUCUGUGUCCUCUCCCCGUCCCGCUGCAGCUGCUUCUGCUGCGGCGACUGAACAGAGGAUUUGUUUCAGUGAUCAGAAGAGUUUUUUACUUUAAACCCACAAACGAAUACUAUAAUAUUCAGUUUUUUGAGUCAAAUUUAUUUUAUAUGCCAACACCAAUGAAAGAAAGAGCCAGGCCACGGAGCGCGAUGCAUUGUUACGCACAGAUGGUUCCGAUUUUAAUGCCAUUAUUGGAGUUUAUGUUGUGAUCUGUGCGCACAACCCACCUUUGUCACGUGAGGUUUGAAUAUAUGCAACUUUAUGUGAGUGUCUUUAUUUGUGGAAAAGGGUGUUUGUCUUACUAGUGGGUCCAACCUUACACACACACCAAAUCCAUCUGUGCUUAUAUGAGAGAGUGUGAAGGACACCCUCUGCAGCGCUUACAGUGACACUUGUUGAGAAGCUGCCCUCUGUCGCCAUCGUGUGGCAUUACUGUCUUCAGACAUCCCUUAAUCUCUUUGACUACUUCACGAAAAUUGUAAUACGCCUCGCCAGUGGCGGAUUUAAAGGUGAGGAGAGGAGCUUAUGUGAUUUGCGAAAACAGGUCUCAGCUGUGUUAAACCCACUCAACGCCUUCUCUCCUCCCUCUCUACGACUUGCGCUGCUGGGAGGAGCUGAGUUAGGGAGAGGGGAUAGAUACGCCGGGCUGCACCGCUCACCAAAAUACCAAAAUGUGCUUGGACGCGCCUUGUCGGCGCGGCGGACCUGACUUAUGCCGCGCCUAUGCCACGCCCCCAGCGAGGAACGAAAAUAGAGCCCAUGGAGUUUGUCUUGGUUUCAGGAGCGUUUUUUUUUUUUGCCUUACCCACAAAAUGCUUACCCUGUCCUUUGCUUUGCCUUGAGAUCCAAGUCUCCGCUUUGUUUUUACAUGAGUGUGUCCCUUUUUUUAGGGUAUCGUCAGAAAUAUUUGCAAAGACAAGAUUUGCUGUGCAAUCCCCCCCCCAUGAAGCACCUUUGGAUUCCCCUUCUCUGGCACUCUGUAGCAUGUGGAUUUUAUGGACGGUUGUGAGUUCUGAUGUUUGUCUGUGUGAUUUUGUCCUCUCUUUUUGAAGGGAUUGUGAAUGUUUACUGGCAUGUUGAGGAAACAUAGUUUAUAAAUCUGGUGGAUUGUAAACCUUAAUGUAGUUACCUCUAUUGGUCUUGUUACAAAGAUGAUCGUAUCUUUUGGUGUUAGACAUGCGACGAAAGAGAAGCCCUAGUUGAAAAAAGAAAUGUGCCCUGAAUGUAAAGUUUAGUUUUUAGAGAUUUGGACGGUAAGAAGAGGCAUUACUCAGGCUGCUGUGCCUUUUUAGGGUUUGAGGUAAGCCAAUUCCUGUGAAGUACAAUCAUUUCUGACAGUUUUCUAUUAGUCCUCUAGGAGGAGACAGAUACCAGCACUGUUCUGAUUUGUGUUAAUCUGUAAAAGACUUUGUUGUUGUUGUUGGUUUUUUUCCCUGUUUACUGCCUGAGAAAGCCGGAGAAGACACUGUGGUUAAAAAGUUCACUCUAUAUUUUGUUUAAUCAUUAUUCUUUAUUUGGUUUAAAGCUAGCAUGAUUGGACUUCAGUAAAUUAGCUGUGUGAAAAUAUGUUCUUUCUAUUUAAAGGGGGUUAAAUGUAUGGGAACAAUUUCAUUUCCAUAGUAUAAAGUGAAGUAAUCACUAUAUACUAUGGAGAAGUAGGUUCCUCCUCUGUAACAGUUUUCACAUGAUCCAACUUUCCAAGUACUGAAAUCGACAAAUUGACACAAAAGAGUGACUGAAAGAUUAAAUUUAUUGAGUUACAAAUAAUCCCUCAGAAAUACAUGUUCUAGGUGACAGGACAGACAUUAAUCACAGGUGUAAAUGCAGUCCAGACAAAUAAAAAUAAAUAUCAAAAACUUCCUUGUU